AUGCUUCAAGAUCUCCCCCUCAACAUCGGCCAUCGCGGCUUCAAAGCGCAAUGGCCAGAGAACAGCCUCGCGGCCUUCACCGCAGCAGUGGAAGCAGGCGCCCACGCCCUCGAGACAGACGUGCAUCUCACGCGAGACGGCGUCGUGGUUCUUUCUCAUGACCCCAGCCUGGAACGAUGUUUCGGGGUGAAGAAGAGAGUCUCCGAGUGUGAAUGGGCGGAGGUGGCUGGUCUGCGAACCCUGCAGAGCCCGCAUGAACGAAUGAUGCGAUUGUCCGAUUUACUGGAUUACAUCAACCAGACGGAUGUUUGGAUAUUACUCGACAUAAAGGUGGACGAUGAUGCCGAAUCCCUGAUAGCAGCACUCACCAAAACCAUCUCGUCAACCCCAUGUCUUAGAGGCGAGUGGUCGACUCGCAUCACACUAGGCGUAUGGUUAGACGCCUACAUCCCGCUUUGCAAGACGUAUAUGCCCUCCUUCCCUGUGGCCUUGAUCACCUUUGACCUGGUGUACGCGCGCGAGCUGUCCGCCACGCACAAACAUCUCCAGUUCAACAUGCGGCAGGCCGUGAUGAUGCAGCCUGCUGGACGACGCUUCCUGCGCGACUGUCGACUCAACGGCCGUACAGUCUACGUCUGGACGGUGAACAGUCCCGGCCUGAUGGGGUGGUGUAUUCGGCACGGCGUGUCGGGCGUCAUCACCGACGAUCCGGCCCUGUACCGUUCUGUCUGUGAGGGGUGGGAUGGGCGCGGUCUUCCUGUUGAGCUGCGCGAGUGGCUGCGUAUCUGUCUCGUCACCUGGUUUGUGCUUUGUUUUGGCUUCUUGUUCAAGAGAAGGAGGGCCAUUUUGGAGAACAGAGCGUUCAAUAGGUAG
This is a messenger RNA of Penicilliopsis zonata CBS 506.65, 873 nucleotides long. RefSeq lists its product as hypothetical. The record is from RefSeq and is a predicted model, not a curated record. The transcript has 4 exons. Gene Ontology annotation, molecular function: phosphoric diester hydrolase activity. Gene Ontology annotation, biological process: lipid metabolic process. Bases 1 to 873 code for a protein of 290 amino acids. NCBI's taxonomy places the organism in Eukaryota, Fungi, Ascomycota, Eurotiomycetes, Eurotiales, Aspergillaceae.